UGUGCGCGGCCAUACCUGGCCCUACACACCUGGCAGCUGAGGGAGGUGUGGGUGGCGGAGCCUUAGAUGUGCGGAUGCCCCACUGGCACUGGCGCCGGGCUGCGGGGUGGCAGCCCUCAGGCAUUUGCUCUAUCACCUGUCUCUACCACCCCUCCUCUCUCCUUCUCCAUCCGCAUAAUCCCUCUGGGUCAGUUUCUGUCUUCUGUCUCUCUCUUUCUCCAGUUCUAUCAGCUCUGCGUUGUCUCUGUGGCCAGUGGGUUUUUCCUGCCUGUCCCUCUGGCUCUUUCUCGCAUCUGUCUGAAUCUCUGAGUCCACUUUCCUGGUCUCUGUCCUGGCUCCCCGGCCUCUACUUGAGGUUCUGGGGUCCUGGGAUGGGACCCCCCAUGAAGGGCUCCUCUGGAGGGACUGACCUGGGAGCAUCAGCCUGGGGGGAGGGGCUUUCACAAGCUCUGGGAUUGGGUGGAGGCUCAGGUGGGUAUGCCCUGGGAUGCCCACUGCAGUGUGUGGUCCCCUCGCAGCCUUCCCUGGGUCCCAGUGGGACUUCAGCUGACCUAAGCUGGGUGCUGGGUGAAAGAAACCUCGUUUCCCAGAAAGGCAGCCAUCCUGUUUUGCUGGGUGGGCACAGGAUCCCCUCCCCACAAGCAGCAGGGCAUCACAAGCAUUCCAGCCUGCCGGUCAGUGCCCUCCCUCCCAGCGCUCCUGCCCCUUGCACGUGGCCGCUGCUGUCCCCCGAGCCAGCGCCCAACGAGGUGUCUGCCUGCCAGAGCCCGCCCCCAUUUCUGCCUCUGGCCUAGUGCAGGUGGACAGUCUGAGGCUGGUGCCCACGAGUCCUGGCAGGACCUCUCUUCCCAGAGCCCCUGCUGUGUGGUCUCUGGCGGAGCUCCCUUGCCCCUGCGCCUGGCUUGAGUGGGCGUGGCCACACGCAGGCAGGAGGUCAGUUUCCCUUCGCCUUGGGUGUGCAGGGUGUCUGUUCUCAGGGAGGACUGAGCACUCCUGCCACCACCCCGCUGCAGCCUGGGCACACCGUGUGGGACCUGUCCCUCAGCGCCCCCUCUGAGGGUGGGCUCAGGCAGGGAGCAGCAGUGAGAGAGGUCCAGCCUGGGCUGUGGGUGCUGGGCCUGGGGUGGGGCGGGUGUGGUCUGGAGUCGUCUGAAGCUUCCGGGAGGAGGGUGGGAUCGAGCAUCUGGCCCACAGCAGACACCCCGUUUCUGCUCCUUGUCUCCGAGCAGCCCAACAGUGACAGCAGCAUGAGUGCCCCCCAGCCUGCCGUGCCAGAGCUGAACCAGCUGAGGAGGCUGGAGGCCUGGCAGGAAAGGUAUGCAGUCGGGACCCUGCGGUCUGCCACCCUGGAGCCCUGGCCUGCGACUCAGCGCAUGCCUCAGUUUACCCAUCUGGGUGGAGGUUCUCCUCUACGGGGGUCUGAUCUGCAAAGCAGACCUUGUGCCCAAGACAGUCUGCUCUCUGCUGGGUUCGGCCAUGCCAGGGUCCCCUGCCCUCAGCGCUACUUUUCCGGGUGGUAUUGAUGGAGCUGAAAAGUGAGGUCCCUGCCUAAGGGGUGCCGUCCUGAUAUCCUGAGUGCUGGAGUUGGGCUCUUCUCAUUUUUGGGGACAGUGGGACCAGAGUGGGGGGACCAGCCCAGAGCUGCACGAGGGCCAGUCUGGAGCCUGGGCUUGCCCUCCUGGCGGGGCGGACGGGGAGGGUGGACACCAAACUCCACAGGCCCGGAUCGCCUUCCCCCACUGCCUGGGCAGAGGAGCACCCCUGGGCGGGGACAAGCAGGGUUCCCUGGAGGAGGGCAGGAAGGAGAAUGGCAGGGUGGGAUGGGGGGAGAGGGAUUCCCAGAAGGACCCCCUGGACUGGCAAGGCCAGCAGGAGGUCCAGUCAUUGGCCAUGCUGGGGUCCCUGCUCUGUUGUCACUCCGAUUCCACAGAUGUCCCAGCCUAGUGACACCUGUUUUCACACUUAAGGGUCACCUGUGGUACUUUGUUAAAAUGCUGUUUCCUGGGCCCCCACCCAGAGAGUGCAUUUAAACACAUGUUCAGAUGGUUCUGCUGGGGGCACUCAGGGCCAUUUAACAAAGUCCUGCCGGCUGUGUGCCUGCCCUUCCUCGAUGCACCUUUGGGGGAAGGCAGACACGCACCAAGCAGUUCUCUUUCUGGGUAAAAGAAGCGGGGAUGGGGAGCUCCAGGAAGGGGACCAGCCGAGGCAAAGCCACAGAGGGAAGUUAGGGCUGCUGUGGCGUCGGGGCCGGAGGCCUGUGCCGCGGCACUGGGGGUUGGGGCCUCUACCUUGGAAGGCCUUGAAUGGGAGGCGGAGAUGCUGAGGGCACCAGGAGAGCUUGGGGAGGCAGCCCCCCCGCAGGGCUCCUGUGGGCACUGAACAAUGAGCCCGGAGCAAGUCACUCGGGUUGCCAUGGCAACAGCUUCCCAGCUGCUCCGAGCUGGGGAGGAGGCCAAGGGCCCAGUAGGAAAGACCCCAGGAAGGGGCUUUGCAGGAUACCGGAGACAGCUGGGGAUGCACAAAAGCCCUGAGCUCGCCCACCAUGUGACCUUGGCCUUCUGGUCUCAGGCUGCUGUUCGUUAAAUGGGCCUAAGGGCUGAGCCCAGGUGGGUCCUGUGUUGCCCCAGGGAGAGCCCGCAAUCCCAGGUGCUGAGUGCCCCAGCUCCAGCAGUGGGAUGGGGGAGGGGCCGGGACCCUCUGGGGGAUGUGCAGGUAUGCGCAUGUGCUCUCCUGGCCCUGAGGACUGGGACAGUGCAGGACAGGCAUGGCAGGGAGUGGGGAGCCCAGGCCUGGCGUUGCCUUGACCCCCACCCACCCUGCAGGCCAUGGUGGGUGCCCGGGAGAAGGGCCCUCGGGUGGGCCAGCGGCUGCCCUCAAUCAUGGUGGAGCCCGGCAAGGGGGGUGCCGUGGCGAGCGGGGAGCUGUGUUGGCCUCCGGAGGGCGCCCAGAGGGGGUCCACCCAGAGCCAGGCUGCUGCUCCUCCCUCACCGAGUCUGCCGGGAGCACCAGGGAAGGUUCCAGAUGACGCUGGCAGCAAGCGUGCCAGCUCUGAGGACCAGUCCCCCUGCACCCAGUGAUGAGACGAGGACAUGGCCAGAUUCCGCUGUCCCUGGGCUCUGACAGCUGGGAGGGCCUCAGCCCCAGAGCGGCCUGGGCCUGCCCGGGCGCUCAGUAGGCAGAGCUGAGCUACCACCUCCGGCCUCACCAGCUCCGCCAGCACUGCAAGCCCCGGCCCUCUCCUGUCCACAGCCCAGGGUCCGGAUCACACCCCUCCUUGUUCUCUGGUUGGAAGCAGAAAUAAAGACUCUUCCUGGUGGUCAGGGGGUGCACUUGGUGGGGAUUCGAGGAGCUAAGGACAAUUUUGGUUCUGCCAGUGGCCUUCCAGGCAAGGGCCUCUGUUCAGAGCCCGUGCUGACCAGACCAGAGUGCCCAGUGAGUGACCACUGGGUGUUCCACACUGGGGGUGAGGGUGGUUGGCGGGACUGUCGUGUUUGCUGCUCUGGCGCCCUGCCUAGGGCCCUCUGCUCUGCUCGGCCUCAGCUGAGGCUGUCCAAGGAUAGACCAGCUUCCUCUAGGUGGCCUCCCCCCCUCCUUGGGGCCUCCAGCCCUGGCUGGACCCCGAGGCAGGACUUUUCCUGUCACCCCCUACCCACUCUGGGUGCAGUAGGGCACAGGAAUGGUACAUGGGUGGGGUGCACUAUUCCAGCUUGAAUCUUAUUAAAUCCUUGCGUAAUCCCAUUGUAUGGAUGAGGAAGCGGAGGU
Aethalodelphis obliquidens (Pacific white-sided dolphin) is the source of this 3762-nucleotide messenger RNA. RefSeq names its product LBH domain containing 2 (gene LBHD2). Bases 2826 to 3077 code for a protein of 83 amino acids. The record is from RefSeq and is a predicted model, not a curated record. The transcript is spliced from 2 exons. Lineage: Eukaryota; Metazoa; Chordata; Mammalia; Artiodactyla; Delphinidae.